UUCAACGCAGCCCUGACACUUUUUGACAGUUGCCAUCAGCUGUCGGCCUGCUGGUUUGUUGUUCUUGUCCGGCAGAUUUAAUUCCACAAUAACAAGAAGUUUUUGAAUUAACACUAAGACGUAAAGUUAAACUUAUCGCGUAAACACAACUGACUCUAAUGUGGGGAAAAGUUUUCCCGGUGUCCCUCACAUAUAACCUCUAAAACAGUUGCCGACAUUUCGAACACUCCCGGGAAGAUGAUAGUACUCCGCCGGCUCAUCCACCCAGCUUUUCGGACCACAAUUACCGGAAUACGACCUUCGAUAUCUCACUUACGUACCACGGCGGCAAGAGCAUCUGAAAAACCACCAGAAGACGAUGCCAGUGACAAAAAGAAGGAAGAGAAAACAUUUACGCGGGACCACCUCCCAGCCGUCUUCACCAAUUUCGAGAACAUCUCGGACAAAAACAAGGAAACAUAUUUAAAUAUGGUGACAAUCUUUGAAACGAAAAGUGUACAUCGUCGCAACCACGUAGAGUUCAUUUACGCGGCUCUUCGAAACAUGGAGGAGUUCGGCGUGCACAAGGAUAUCGAAGUGUAUAAGGCUCUGAUCAACGUCAUGCCCAAAGGAAAGUUCAUUCCCACGAAUGUGUUCCAGGCGGAGUUCAUGCACUACCCUAAGCAGCAGCAAUGCAUCAUUGACUUGCUGGAGCAGAUGGAGGACAACGGUGUGAUCCCAGAUUACGAAAUGGAGGACAUGCUCGUGAAUGUGUUCGGGCGCCGAGGACAUCCCGUGCGGAAGUAUUGGCGGAUGAUGUAUUGGAUGCCGAAAUUCAAGAACCUCUCACCAUGGCCCUUGCCUAAUCCGGUACCCAAUGAUGCCUUGGAGCUAGCCAAGCUGGCGGUGGAAAGGAUGUGCACGGUGGACAUUCAGUCGAGGGUGGAUGUUUAUAACACCGAAGACAUCGAAGAGGCGAUCGAUAAAACGUGGAUCGUGAGCGGAAUUAGCCCCGAGCAGGUUGAGUUGAUAAAGAAACACGACAAGAGGAAGCCGAUAUACAUCGAGGGACCGUACUUGAUUUGGUUGCGAGAUAAGUGUGUGAACUACUUCACGUUGAGGGCAGAUGUUGACCCUAAAUUGAAAUUUGAAGACGACGAAGAGAAGGAUUUUGAUGACGUAUCAAACUUGAGAGUGCCUCUAUUCGGCCCACCAACGAAACAGAACCAUUUAGUGCCGAAACGCUCUGUGCAUCAACAGGACGAUGGUACAAUAUUUGCAAUAUGCGCGACGGGCACCUCUUCGAAAGAUUCAUUGCUAUCGUGGAUUCGAUUUCUCGAGCGAAGCGGGAACGUCGACUUAGGAAGUAUACCAAUUUUAUUCAAAUUUAAAUCUAGGCCUGGCCCAGAACUCCCGGCAGUGACGACCGACGUCAGGUGAUGCAUUUUGCGUAUCUAGUUUUAUUGUAACUUAAUGAAAUUGUAACAAAAGAAAUAAAGUCCCAGUUGAUUUCUGAAACUUA
Messenger RNA from Hermetia illucens (black soldier fly), 1501 nucleotides. It is a transcript of the gene ECSIT, whose product is annotated as evolutionarily conserved signaling intermediate in Toll pathway, mitochondrial. The transcript is spliced from 2 exons. Gene Ontology annotation, cellular component: mitochondrion. Bases 238 to 1419 code for a protein of 393 amino acids. Lineage: Eukaryota; Metazoa; Arthropoda; Insecta; Diptera; Stratiomyidae. The record is from RefSeq and is a predicted model, not a curated record.